GAAUAAGAGACAGUUGAUGAAAAGCAAGAGGAGAUGCAAAUACUGAAAGAUGAAUAACCAGCUUAUCAUUGAAGCCAAGUCUUUGUGUGAGCGUCUGCAGGGAAACAAUUAUGAGGUACUUAUACUUGGUGCCCACAAGCUGGAGGCCUCCAAAUCCUUCUUGGAGGGCACACCACUGGGACGACAGUUUGUGGAGAGCAGUGUUUCCUUGUUAAACAAAUUCACCAGUUUCUGCUAUGAAGGUACAUCUACAGCAACAGAAAAACCCAGACCUGAGUCACAGGCCUCAAAAGGAAAUAUUGUUUAUGGAAACAUCUGUAUCAAGCAAGAGGUUGAAGAUGACUUUGAGCCUCCAUCAGAGGUACCAGAACCUCCCGCUGUAUUUGGACGACAUGGACGUAAAAUUAAAGCUCCAAAAUGGAAGGAGGAUUACUUCUCACCCAAGGCAACUAAAAGGGCUCAGAAAACAGAAGAGGAGGGUGCGUCACCAAAAAAACGUAUGAAGGCAAAUAAUUCAGAUCCAAAGAUGCAAAGUCAAACCAAAGAAUCUUCCAAAAUAGAUGGGAAACUUAGUUCCCAAAGAAAGAACCAAACUGAAAAAGCAAAAUCGCCUAUAGCAAAACCAUUGGAAAGGAAACAGAAGGAAAUACACAAAGUUACAGAGAAGGUAUUGGAAAACACAAAGCAGACAUCGGAAAUUUCGAAACUAUACAUGGCCUACUCAUGUAGUGUUUGUAACAAAAUAUUUAGCAGUCAAGAUGAUGUUGACAAACACGAAAAAACACAUGAGGUUAAGAACUCUUGUCAGUUAUGUUCAGAAGUAUUGCAAAGUGUCGAGGAUCUCUUUUUCCAUUUACAUAAGCAGCACAGUGACAAUUUUUGCUUUUGGUGCAAUAUUUUCAAGGAUAAUACAACAGAGAUGGAAAUGCAUAAAGCAAACUGCACAACAGAGGGAGACUUCAAAAGAAAAUGCCAUUUUUGCGUAAAAGAAUGGCAUUCAAGAAAUGAAUUUGAAGACCAUGUUAUAAACUGGCAUGGGCCAAAAGAUCAGAAGUGUUCUCAAUGUGAAAUAAGUUUUUCCUCCCCAUUAGCUUUAAGUGACCAUGAGAGGGAACAUAAAUUAACAAAGGAAAAUUACUGUGUAGAGUGCAAGAGAGAUUUUUCUUCUUCACAAGACUUCCUUGAUCAUGUUUUGAAAAACCAUAUAUCUGUCUCCUCUGAUACUGCUAAUGAUUCUAAGCCAGAGGCAGAUGAAGGUUCAACAGUAGAUAAAAAUAUUGCUGAAAUCAAGGGAAGUAGUGUUAGAAGUGCUGAAAAUGUUGAGGUCAAUACCAGUGAUUUGUCUGAAGAAAAGGAGAAUGAUUUUAUGUCUGAUGAAAACUUUGGUGGUGAUGAUGAUGAUGAUGAUGAUUAUGUUGUUGAUGAUGGCGAUGAUGAAGAUGAUGAACAAGAUAUGCAGUCCACUCCAUCAGGAAACCAAUUGAAGGUUACUAUAAAGAAAAAGAAGAAAGAAGGUUCAAAACUUACUCCAAAAUCUAGAAAAAAGUCAUUCCCCUGUACAAUUUGUAAGAAAACUUUUAGCAGGCUCUAUUUAAUGCAAAAGCAUGUGAAAACUCAUGAAAAAGUUUAUCUUUAUGUAGAAUGUAGGCUUUGCAAAGAAACAUUCAGUAACAAAUACUUGGAACUGAAGCACUUGUUAGCAAACCAUAAGGAAAUUUUCUGCCUCUGGUGUGAUGCAACUUUUAAAGAUGAAGCCGAGAAGAAAGCACACGACAAUGCCUGUCCUUCCCCAGAUGAAAAUUCUAGGAAAAAGUGUCAUGUUUGUUCCAAGCACUUGGCAAGCAAACUGAAUUUUGAGAACCAUUUCUUCACCAUUCACUGUGGAGAUUUUAAAUGUCAAAUUUGUGGUCAUAUCGCUGUCUCAAAGUACAUGUUUGACCGUCACAUGUGCUCACAUGGGGAAGGUGAAAAGAUGGAGUGUCCAGAAUGCUCAAAGAUGUUUACACGAAAAGAACACCUUGAUAAACAUUUGAGACAGGUACAUAAAGUGACAAAGCCAAAAGUAGUGAAGGAAAUUUUUCCAUGUGAAUGCCAAGUGUGCCAGGCAGGAUUUCACUCUCGAACAGAGCUUGCUGAUCAUAUAAAGGUAUCCCAUAUGGCUGAAAUUGAUGAAAAAAUUAUUGACAAUCCCAAGUUUACCAUCAACUUCCAUGAAGAUCAUUUCAUUUGUAAGAAGUGUGGUAAAAGUUCCACAAAUGAAGAUGAACUGGCAAUUCACAUGGCAAGUCAUCUAGGCAUUAUGAAUAAAAAUGACACUUUCAUUUGUGAUAUAUGCGGGGAGACGUUUCACAAAAAAAAUCUGUUUACAGCUCACAGGGCUCGACAUACAAAUAUCAAGGCAUUUCCUUGUACAAAGUGCAAUAAAAAGUUUCACGUCAGGUCUUCACUGGAGUCCCAUCUGCAGACACAUAGAACCUAUCGCGAUUUCGUGUGUCAUAUCUGUGGCAAUGCUUUCAAAAGUCGUCCUAGUUUAAGGAUGCAUGCAAAGAGACACGAUAUGGAUCGAUGCCAUGUGUGCAAGUAUUGCAAUAGAACAUUUCGGUGUUAUGAUGGCCUUAAGUAUCACUGGGUGGUUUAUCAUCCCGAAGAAGUCAAAAAGAGAAAAUUGACAGUUUUUCCGUGUUCCUAUUGUGACAAGGUUCUUGCCACUAAAACCCAGCAUGCUAGACACAUGGCUAAGCAUGGAGUAGAGAAGAAUCACAGAUGUGAAUUUUGCAACAACAUGUAUUGCACUGUUGCCCAGUUGAAUGCCCACAUUAAAAACACUCACGAACAAAACCGAAAUAUUUACUGUUCUGCAUGUGACCUCUAUUUUCUCAUUCCAUCAAAAAUGCUAAGACACAUGAAAUCUCAUAAGCACAAUGAGAACUGUGCGAAGAAAGGAAUUCAUCCAAGUGCUUUCUACGAACUUCUUGCAAAUAUGGAAAAGGACAUGGUAGAAUCUGUUGAUCUUCAACAGUACAGAGCAGCCAAAAGCAGCACAAAAUACCGAAAACUUUACAAGUCAAUGGGUGGAUUAAGGAAGGAUUUAGAAGUGGAAAAUAAUACAGAUCUCAUGGGCAUGCUACAGAAUGAAGAGACAGUGACCAUAGAUCUUUCUAACGUCCAGUACAUUGAUAACUUGCCAAAAGAAGUUCUAGAAGAGGUGGAGAUUUCUGAUCAAAAUCUGAAGCCAAACACUGAGGUAUUUGUGGUUUAUGAUCAGGGGCCUGAGUCUAGUGGACAAAAUCCCAGAAAUAUGAGUUUAGACGCCCAAGCUGUGGAGACUCUGCAGUCCAUAUUGAAUCUCAGCAAUCAGCAUUAAUUGACCAGCCUAAACAUAUUUAUUGAACUUGAUACUCUUGGUGGAUCUUGAAUUAUUACGGUUUAAAAUUUCUUUAAAAAACACUUUAAAACCAUUAUUGUGAUGCACAAUUCUAAAUAUAUUUGUAUGAAUAUGUAUGUAUUUAUGUACAUUCCUGGAUCAAAAGAAGUGACAUAAUUGCUAUAGUUCAGGAAAUUUGAUAACAUUCAUCAAUUGAUAUAAAUUAGUACUGUAUCAUAUGUAAAACUUUAAUCCGUUGUUCAAAAUCCACUGUGUCUAUUAAUUGUGUAUACUUUUUGACCUCUCUAAAUUUAAGAAUAUGUUCAAAUUGUUGACUUUAAGGACAUAGUUAGAACAUAAGAAGAUAGAUUUUUUUUGUACAGUCUUAAAAAUUUAUAUGGAAGCAUUCUCAUGUAUAAAAAUUUCAUAUUAUUAGAACUGUAGCGAAGAUAUACCACAAUUAUGAUAUCUGUCCAAACUUUUUAAAUUUCUCUCUUUAAAACAUUGUCAUAGAUAGAGUUUGACUGAGUAACAUUCUUUGGCCAUGCCUGUGUUGAGGCUUGAGCGGACAGUUUGAUUGAGUAACAUUGAUUUCUUGGGCCCUCCUGCAUUGAGCAGACUUUAUUUGAUACUCAUUCAUGUCGAUACCCGUAUUUUUUGGAUAAUUUCUUGUUCAUCAUUAAAUGUUCAUACUGAACUUUUUGAGAGUGUUCAAGGUUACAUUUAUUUACAAGUUUUCAGAAAUGAAUUACUCACAGUCUACAUGUAUAUAUUUUUUUGGCCUAAGAUCUACGUUUUAAAUGGUUCAGCUGUUUAUUGAACAUAGGAAAAAGAUUGUGUAACUUGUCAUUGUUUUAAGAAUACAUAUCACAAACAAAAUUUGAUGCACGGUUUGAUAUAUAUUUUUUGACUGAUUUUGAAUGGAAAUGACAGAAAUAAUCAAUCCCUAAAAUAUAAAGAAAUCGUAAGUUUUCUGUGGUGCUUAGAUAUGUGACUUUGUAUCGUUUUCUAUGUAAUUCUAUACAAAAUUUUGCACAUAUUUUGACAUUGUAACAAAAUAUUACAAAAUUCUACCACUUUACUUGGAAAAUAUCAUUCAGGUUAUCUUUUUGAAUAUUAAUUGUUGGUUUAUGAAAAAAAUUUGUGUUAACUAUCCUUAACAUAAUUGAAAAUUUGAACAGAAGUACAUGCAUUUGGAGAUAAACGUGUUGCAUUGGGUCUGUACUGAAAUUUACGCGACCUUAUAUUAAUUAAAGACAGAGAUAUUUGGGCUUCAGAGAUAUUGGGCUUUGAAAGGACAUAACGGUAUAUUUGUAUUUCUUGGAUUCACAGUUGCACACCUAUUGUCUUGCUUUGUCAGAUUAUACAUAAUUUUUCAAUGUAUCUGAUAGGAUUUUAAUGAAUUUGUUCAAAAAUCUGCAUAUACAUGUACUUGACAGUUGUAUUCAACGAUAUUAUGCAAAGUGUUCCAAGUAUUUCCAGUUCAGUAAAUUAAAAGUUACUUUCUCAAUA
Molecule: messenger RNA, 4876 nt
Organism: Saccostrea echinata
Lineage: Eukaryota; Metazoa; Mollusca; Bivalvia; Ostreida; Ostreidae
Product: zinc finger protein 836-like
Exons: 5
Coding region: 50-3364 (1104 amino acids)
Biological process (GO): regulation of transcription by RNA polymerase II
Molecular function (GO): RNA polymerase II cis-regulatory region sequence-specific DNA binding; DNA-binding transcription factor activity; zinc ion binding
Source: RefSeq, a predicted model, not a curated record